This is a messenger RNA of Amaranthus tricolor (Joseph's coat), 2176 nucleotides long. Its product is annotated as protein MAIN-LIKE 1-like. The record is from RefSeq and is a predicted model, not a curated record. Lineage: Eukaryota; Viridiplantae; Streptophyta; Magnoliopsida; Caryophyllales; Amaranthaceae. The transcript has 4 exons. Bases 365 to 1066 code for a protein of 233 amino acids. Gene Ontology annotation, biological process: meristem maintenance; meristem development.
CUGAAUUUUUUAAACCUUGAAUUAUUUUCAAAUUUUUUAAAAAACUUUGGAUUGGGCCUUUGAAAACAGAAAACUUUUAAAAAUUAUUUGUUUCACGGUCACAGUUCACUGCUUCAAAAAUCAAAACCCUAAAUUAUUUCUUUCAAAACCUAAUGCUGGCCGUCAUUUCUCAUUUGCUUCACUCAUUUUGUCAUUCACUGGUCACUGCUUCAUUUGCUUCACUGCUGCACUCUCUCCCAUCUUCUUCUUCUUGAAACACUCUUUUCUCUCUUCUUGAAACUGCAUAUCGUCAUCUUCUUUAAUCGUCUCUCUUUUCUCCAGUCAAUCGUCAUCUUCUUCAAUCUUGAAACCAUCAAUAGCGAUCAUGGCGAUGCCGGGCCCAGUUGAUCCAUCAGUGCUUACGCUUCAGGCGACACACAGGAGCGUAGCUGCGUGGGAGGGCUCUACUGCUCAAUUAGUUACUCGUCAACACUACCAGGCGAGUACAUUACAGUGGGAGGUGGAUGACAGGGUAUUAGAGGUAAUCGAACUAGGUGGUUUCAGAUACAUUCAUAGGUUGUUGGGUGGGGGCUUAGAGCUCGAUCGAGCUCUUAUCACUGCAUUGGUGGAGAGGUGGAGGCCGGAGACUCAUACCUUCCACCUCACAGUUGGCGAGGCAACGAUCACAUUGCAAGAUGUGGCAGUUAUAAUGGGACUGCCCAUCGAAGGUCAAGCAGUGAUAGGCCAUGGAGAGGGAAAUUGGGCAGCAUUAGUUCAUGAGCUACUAGGGGUUUGGCCUGAAAUCCCCCAAGACCCCACACAGCCAAAGAUCAUCGUUGGAUCGUCAUUGAAGCUGACUUGGCUCCGAGAGCAUUUUAGCGCGCUGGAGGAUGACGCGAAUGAUAUGACGGUUGAUAGACAUGCGCGAGCUUACAUCUUGUACCUGUUUGGAUGCAUCUUGUUUCCAGACAAGAGCGGCGACUCGGUACAGUUGAUCUAUCUCCCUCUACUGGGAGACUUGGAUCGCAUAGAUGAGUACAGUUGGGGAAGUGCUACCCUAGUGUAUCUGUAUCGUAACUUAUGUUGAGCAUCUCGUAAGGGUGCCAAGGACAUUGGUGGCUGCUUGAUGUUGUUACAGAUAUGGUCAUGGGAGCACAUUCAUAUAGGGAGACCAAUUAUUCGGACAAUUCGACCCGAUGGACAACAUGAUCAGGAAGACGACGCGGAUGAUUUUGAACCGGUGUUAGGGUCACAACAUCGGCGCGGGAUGGAUCCUUUAGCAGUAAGCUGGCUUCGCGUAUAUCUUUCGAGAUCCCACUCCCCACAUACUCUCGUCUACUACAGAGACGCACUUGAUCGACAACGGGACGAGCAGAUGACAUGGCAGCCUUACACAGCGGCUAAGAUGGACGCUCUACCGCACAUAUGUACAUCGGGCCACGAGAUUUGGAGAUCGCGUUGUCCACUUAUUUGCUUUGGCAUUGUCGAGCUACAUCUUCCAUAUCGUGUGAUGCGUCAAUUCGGUUUGGAGCAGGUUAUUCCGCAUGCUUGUGACACCCAACCUCAACUAAUGUCAGUCUUUUAACAACAUAAUGAUAACAUAUAGGCUGAGCGCAUCCGAUCGGUGCUCAUACAGUGCAAUGACACGAUUCAAGGGGCCGCUACAUCGCAAGUUGAUGUGGGGUAUCGGUUAUGUUCUCAGAUCCUAGGCUCCAUCAACGCAUCAUUGACCGAUGCAUUGAAUCAGGCGGGGUAUGAGUACCUCAUACCGACUCCACCCGUCAUUGGCGUGGUAGAUGACACAUUCCACACUCCUUCUCCAAGGAGUUCAGCCCAUAGAGGUAGCUCUUCUGGAGGAUCCAGUUCUCGGUCCACAUGAGGUCGCCAGCGUUCAUCUACUCGAGGUCGGUCUUCCAGAUCGCCAUCGUCAUCCGGUACUAUGUCGCCAUUCGUUCCCCCAACUUCCAUCACCACUCUUCCUCCACAUCCAUCGCCUCCGCAAAGGAUCAUCACAUAUCAGCGUGCUAGUCAACGACGAGCUCCUGCUCUUAAUGUCAUUGCGGAGGUUGACGAGUUCACACCAUUAUCAUCCAUUGGUGCGCAAAACAAAAGGGGUCGGGGGUUGUAGUUUAACAAACUUCGUAUAUUCUUAUAUGACUUGAACUUCUUGUAUGACUUUCCAUAAUUGUAAUAUAUC